Messenger RNA from Acanthosepion pharaonis, 564 nucleotides. The record is from the annotation of a GenBank genome assembly. Lineage: Eukaryota; Metazoa; Mollusca; Cephalopoda; Sepiida; Sepiidae.
AUGCUCAUAAUGAAACGCUCUAUUAUAUUUCUCCCUCUUUUUUUCCUUUUCUUUCUUUCUACAUUUUUCGACUUUUGUCAUUCUCUUUCUGUCUGUCUAUCUCUCUUCUUUCUUUCUUUUUCUUUCUUUCUUUCUUUACAUUUACUAAGCUUAAAUUCAUAUAACACCAGACGCAGUAAAGGAAAAAAUAAGAGACUUAAAUUGGUUUCUUUCUUUCUUUCUUUCUUUCUUUCUUUCUUUCUUUCAUUUUUUCUUUCUUUCUUUCAUUUUUUCUUUCUUUCUUUCUUUCUUUCUUUCAUUUUUUCUUUCUUUCUUUCUUUCUUUCUUUCUUUCUUUCUUUCUUUCUUUCUUAAUCAUUUAAAUAUAUGCUUAUUUGUUUGUCUGUUUCUUUCUUCCUUUCUUUUCCCUGAUUUCUUAAAACACAAUUCUCUAUUGUCUUUCAUUUUCAUUUCUUUCUUUUGCUGCAGAUAUAUUAUUUCGGCUUUUUCUACUAAUCAUCUCCUUCCACAUCUUUUAAAAAAAUGCUUCCCCUUUCUUUACCAUCCACAACUCCAUUUUUAUUAG